Molecule: messenger RNA, 671 nt
Organism: Ectocarpus sp. CCAP 1310/34
Lineage: Eukaryota; Phaeophyceae; Ectocarpales; Ectocarpaceae
Source: the annotation of a GenBank genome assembly
CGAGGCUUCUUCUUGUUUGCUGGGCAAGAGAAGUCUUCUUGGGGUAACCGGAACCCGACCGGCUGGCGGCGAGUAGAACCACCUUUUUUUCCAACAAUCUUCUGUGCGUGUGUGCGGGUGCGCCACUUCCGCCACGGAUUGCCAGAAGUUUCGAGUUCGAUAGACAGUGCAUCGUUUUCUUGGCCCACCCACCACCGUUUUUCUUUAUUAUCCGUACUCCGGGAGAAAAUUAGGUAAGCAGCGGGUUUUGAACCCGUAUCUUUUGCAACCAAAGACAGGCACGCUAACGUCGACGCGGAAAAGAGUGUUUCGUCCUCGACACAGGUUGGGGAGUUUCAACCUUUAUGAAGGUGGUGUCCACAUCAAUAAAGGAGAAGAUAUAUGUUGCUUGUGCAGAGAGAGAACAGAAUCUAAAGAAAGAAUCCAAGGAUAAGGAGGGUCUUCUAGAAGUGUACGGAAUGUUGAAGGAAGGAAUAGGGUUCAAGGACUACCUACAUGGACCAAUGGAUGCAGGAACAAAGCUUAAGGUCAAAUUCAGGACCGGGGACAUAGGCCUUCGAGAACGUCGACGAAGACAUAGGACGGUAGACGAGGAAGACGACGAGUUCAAAUGUGAUUGCGGCUUCGAAUGCGAAGACCGUGUUCAAGUAGUCGCGGAAUGUCCGUGGUAC